This is a messenger RNA of Candidula unifasciata, 2256 nucleotides long. NCBI's taxonomy places the organism in Eukaryota, Metazoa, Mollusca, Gastropoda, Stylommatophora, Geomitridae. The record is from the annotation of a GenBank genome assembly.
GACACUGGGCCAACUGUGGGGCCAGCUGAGAGAAUGGACACGCAGAACGCGAUGCUGUCAACUGAUGCCCUUUACAAGAUCGCCCCAGACUCCGGGUUUUCCUCUCGUGUGUCCGAGGUGGAUGGAGGAGAGAGGAACGGAGGGGCUGGAAACUUACUGCUCGGGGAGCACAAUGUCCUGACCAAACGCCUGGCGAGGAUUUCAGAAUGCCAGAAUGAUGAAGGAUGCAGGUGUGACUCUGGCUCUGUGGUCAAGGUUAUCAUCAAGAUUUUGGGAGUUCUUCUCAUGCUGUACAUUUUUAUUUGUGCCUUGGACCUGCUUAGCAACGCCUUCAGACUUUUGGGAGGGAAAACUGCAGGCAGUGUGUUUCGGGAAAGUUCCCUGUUGGCAAACCCUAUUACUGGACUCAUGAUUGGUGUCCUGGCAACCGUGAUCCUUCAGAGCUCUUCCACUUCAAGUUCAAUUGUGAUCACCAUGGUGGCUUCCAAUAUUCUGGACCUGCAGCCAGCCAUCCCUAUCAUCAUGGGAGCAAAUAUUGGUACAACUGUGACUAACACCCUGGUGUCCCUGGCUCACUCCACCAACCGUAGAGAGUUCCGCAGGGCAUUUAGUGGUGCAGUGGUACAUGAUGUGUUUAAUUGGCUGACAGUUCUUAUUCUUCUUCCUUUGGAAGUUGUGACAGGUUACCUGUAUCACCUGACAAAAGCAAUCGUCUCCACCUUGAACUUGGAGGACAUGAAGGCCAAGGACCAGGACCUACUGAUGGUCAUUACUAAACCAUUAACUAGCAGAAUUGUACAGAUUGAUCAAGAUGUCAUCCCUGCCAUUGCUGAAGGUAAACUAGAAUAUGCAGAUAAACCUCUUCUGAAGAUUUUCUGCACCUUUAACAGCACAGAAGAAUCUCUCAUUACAAACGAGACCAUUUUAAAUGACACAACAAAGAUGGAAUCCUGGACAUUGGUCAAUAAAACAGUUGUAAAGAUGGUCCCACUGGAGAAAUGCGAGUCUCUGUUUAGCUUGAUUGGCUGGAGUGACACACCGUCAGGCAUCCUGUUGUUUGUCUUCUCCAUCAUAAGCCUGUCGCUCUGCCUCUACACCAUGGUCAAGCUCCUGCACUCCCUCCUGGGAGGACAAAUCGCCAAAGUUGCCAGAAAGACAAUCAACUCUGACUUUCCCAGACCGUUUCAGUGGUUAACUGGCUAUGUUGCUAUCUUAAUUGGCGCUGGCAUGACCAUAUUAGUACAAAGCAGCUCAGUGUUUACCAGCGCUCUCACCCCAUUGGUCGGCAUUGGCUGUCUCAAGUUGGAGCGCAUGUAUCCCCUAACACUGGGUUCAAAUAUUGGAACAACAUUCACAGGUAUUCUUGCUGCAUUGGCGUCCUCGUCAGCAACCAUAUCAGUGGCUCUUCAACUAGCAUUUUGUCACCUUUUCUUCAACAUCACAGGCAUCCUAUUGUUUUACCCAGUGCCAACGAUGCGAUCAAUUGUACUAGAUACAGCUAAAUAUCUUGGUCGUACCACGGCACGCUACAGAUGGUUUGCCAUCGCAUAUAUUAUCUUCAUGUUUAUCAUAUUUCCAGGGUUUUUCUUCAUAGUGUCAUUGGCUGGAAGAAUAGUUUUCAUUUUGACAAUUUGCAUAAUAACUUCAUUUGCAUCUUUUGUAGUUGUGCUUAACAUUAUGCAGAGAAACCCUGGAUUCUUGCCAGUUAGGUUUCGAACAUGGAACUUUAUGCCAGAGAUCCUGAGAUCACUCGCUCCAAUUGACAGAUUCUUGAACAGAGUGAUGGUUCCUUUCAGGAAGUGUUGCUGUAAGUGCUGUGUGAAACAUUGCCAGUGUACAGAGCAGGUCUCAGAUACUGACCUGGGUUUUGUCGAUAGUGACAGUGAUGUAGAAACCUCUUUACAGACAUCAUAUCCACCAUCAGCUGCUUCUUCUAGAACAGUCUUGUCCUCUCAGUCAGGCCCAGACUUGAAAUCUUCCUCCUCCAGAAUUUAUAAACCCAGAGAUACAGUGUCAGUGAAAAAUAGUUUGAUGAAAUCCCCCAGUGUGGUGGAAGAAAGUAUACCAGAGGCUCCUGAAGCAUCAUCAGCCACGGCACUGCUUGAUGAGAGUGGUGAUAGGGAUCACAUUAUCAAGUUUUACAUUUCAAAAACUGACCUUCAUAAGGUCAUUGAUAAAUCAGACGGGGAGAUUGCCCCAGUUAAAGUGUCAGUAUUUCAUGAAAGACUGAAUGAAAGUGCUAUGGUGUUGAAAUAG